Molecule: messenger RNA, 1269 nt
Organism: Tinamus guttatus (white-throated tinamou)
Lineage: Eukaryota; Metazoa; Chordata; Aves; Tinamiformes; Tinamidae
Source: RefSeq, a predicted model, not a curated record
AUGAGACAUCUUGUGGCAAAUACUGAACUGAGCCUCGAUGAGUUUGAGGAGCAGGAUCACCACAGUGUAACGGUGUUUCACGAGUUAGCGACGCAACGAAAAGUCAUGUCCAAUAUAUAUGGUGGUUGCUCAUUUGAUGAGCACUACAGUAACUGUGGUUAUAGCGUGGCUUUGGGGACAAAUGGAUUUACCUGGGAGCAGGUUAAUACCUGGGAAAAGCCAACGAUGGACCCUGCUGUUCCAACUGGCUCCUUCAUGAUGGUUAACAGCUCUGGACGGGCAUCUGGGCAGAAAGCCCACUUGCUUUUGCCUACGCUGAAGGAGAACGACACACAUUGCAUCGACUUCCACUAUUACUUAUCCAGCAGAGACCGUUCCAGUCCUGGCUCUCUGAAUGUCUAUGUGAAGGUGAACGGUGGACCGCAGGGCAAUCCCAUAUGGAAUGUGUCAGGGAUUGUUACAGAAGGAUGGGUGAAGGCGGAACUUGCCAUCAGUACGUUCUGGCCACAUUUUUAUCAGGUGAUAUUUGAAUCUGUCUCCUUGAAAGGACAUCCAGGGUACAUUGCUGUGGAUGAAGUCAGGGUUCUUGCCCAUCCAUGCAGAAAAGCACCUCAUUUCCUGCGGCUGCAGAACGUGGAGGUCAACGUGGGGCAGAACGCCACCUUCCAGUGCAUCGCCGGGGGCAAGUGGUCGCAGCACGACAAGCUCUGGCUCCAGCAGUGGAAUGGCAGGGACACAGCGUUGAUGGUGACCCGAGUGGUCAACCACCGGCGCUUCUCGGCCACGGUGAGCGUAGGCGACACUUCGCAGCGCAGCAUCAGCAAGUACCGCUGCGUCAUCCGCUCCGACGGCGGCUCCGGCGUGUCCAACUACGCGGAGCUCAUCGUGAAAGAACCCCCAACGCCUAUUGCCCCUCCGGAGCUGCUGGCGGUCGGAGCCACCUACCUGUGGAUCAAGCCCAACGCCAACUCCAUCAUCGGAGACGGGCCCAUCAUCCUGAAAGAGGUGGAGUAUCGGACGACCACCGGGAAUUGGGCGGAAACGCACAUUGUGGACUCCCCGAAUUACAAACUGUGGCACCUGGAUCCCGAUGUGGAGUAUGAGAUCCGAGUGCUGCUCACGCGCCCCGGAGAAGGAGGCACCGGGCCCCCGGGCCCACCGCUCACAACCAGAACCAAAUGUGCAGUUGCCAAGCACAAGAGCCUAGACAAGGAGUCUCUUUGUCCUCUUGCAAAUGAGGCCACUCUUGUGAAAAACCGCCUCCUUUGA